Molecule: messenger RNA, 457 nt
Organism: Corticium candelabrum
Lineage: Eukaryota; Metazoa; Porifera; Homoscleromorpha; Homosclerophorida; Plakinidae
Product: mitochondrial import inner membrane translocase subunit Tim10-B-like
Exons: 2
Coding region: 10-309 (99 amino acids)
Biological process (GO): protein insertion into mitochondrial inner membrane
Cellular component (GO): mitochondrial inner membrane
Source: RefSeq, a predicted model, not a curated record
UUAGUAGAGAUGGCGACUUUACAACAAAUUGACGAAAACAGACAGAAAGCAAUGGCUGAAUUAGAAAUAGAGGUUAUGAUGGAUAUGUAUAACAAACUGACAGCUGCAUGCCACAAGAAGUGCAUUCCACCGAAGUACAAGGAAGGAGAACUGACUAAAGGCGAAGCUGUCUGCCUGGACAGGUGUGUAGCAAAAUACUUGGAAAUACACGACCAAGUAGGCAAGAAGCUGACCAGCAUGUACAUGCAAGAUGAAGCUCUUAUGAAGCAAAUGCAGGCGGCUGCAACUCAACAACAACAAAGUAAAUAGAUAAUUAAAAUUAGCAGUCUAGGGAAAGCAAUUUGUAAUUUUAAGUAUACAGCAAUAUCGUUAUUUGUCACAAAGAAAGCAGUGACACUUGACCAAAAUUGUCGUAUUGUUGAAAUUAUGUUGUCAGCAAGUCUUGGCUUACCAUUCA